This is a messenger RNA of Triticum dicoccoides, 1509 nucleotides long. RefSeq names its product ASC1-like protein 1. Gene Ontology annotation, molecular function: sphingosine N-acyltransferase activity. Gene Ontology annotation, biological process: ceramide biosynthetic process. The record is from RefSeq and is a predicted model, not a curated record. Gene Ontology annotation, cellular component: endoplasmic reticulum; membrane. Lineage: Eukaryota; Viridiplantae; Streptophyta; Magnoliopsida; Poales; Poaceae. The transcript is spliced from 6 exons. Bases 281 to 1222 code for a protein of 313 amino acids.
UAAGCAGGGUCAGAUCGGCCGAGUAGCUGUUCAUGCGUGGCCUCCUUGUCCUCAUCUUCCUACCCAAUCCAGUAGGCCAUUACUUACUUAAUUUAUGUGCCCUCCUAUACUACAGAAAAGCACGGCAGUUCAUCAGCUCACUUCGCUACUGCUUCUUGCCAAGUUCCACCUCCUUGUCCCCUCGCUAGUGUUGACUGCCUACUAGUCCUUCUCCUUACUCUUGGAUCCAAGAACCAGCCAGCCAGCGUUUGCAUCUCCUGCCGCUGCAACUGCAAGUGUAAUGGCGUCCCUCGUGGAGGUCUUCCUGGGCUCCUAUUCUUCCUCGGCACCGGUGGACUGGGAUGCGGAGGCCUACCCGGCGUACAGUGACUUCGCCGUGCUCCCCCUGCUCGUCGCCUUCUUCCCCACCUUGCGCUUCCUCCUCGAUCAAUUCGCCUUUGAGGUGUUAGCAAGACGACUUAUAUUUGGAAAGGGACAUGAUAAGCUUGGUGAAACAGAUGAAACGAGAAAGAAAAUCAAUAAAUUCAAGGAGUCAGCGUGGAAAUUUGUCUAUUUUCUUUCUGCGGAAUUCUUUUCAUUGUCCGUAACAUACAACGAGCCAUGGUUUACAAAUACAAGAUACUUUUGGGUAGGGCCUGGUGAGCAGCUCUGGCCUGAUCAAAAGAUGAAGCUGAAGCUUAAGGCUGUAUACAUGUAUGCCGCCGGAUUUUACAUAUAUUCUGUCUUCGCUCUUCUGUUCUGGGAAACAAGACGCAAGGACUUCGGCAUCUCGAUCUCUCACCAUGUGGCAACUGUUGUUCUGAUUGUUAUGUCCUAUAUUUGUAGAAUAACUCGUGCUGGCUCGGUCAUUUUAGCCAUCCAUGAUGCAAGUGAUAUAUUUCUAGAGAUUGGAAAGAUGGCCAAGUACAGUAGCUGUGAGUGGCUAGCUAUUGUAGCAUUUCUACUAUUUGUGGCUUCGUGGAUCCUUCUUCGGCUAAUUGUUUUUCCUUUCUUGGUCCUAAGAAGCACAAGUUAUGAAGUACCUAUGAUCCUGGACAAGGACAACAAAAUAAUGUCCUUGCACUACUAUGUUUGCAACAGUCUCUGUUUCACACUUCUAGUAUUUCACAUAUAUUGGUGGGUACUGAUUUACCGGAUGCUAAUUAAACAAAUCCAAUGCAGAGGACAUGUUGGUGACGAUGUCCGAUCCGAUUCCGAAGGCGAAAACAAUCAUGAAGAUUAAUCUAUAAGUUACUAGAAGCUUAACUGAAGAACUUAUUGGUUGUCUGCUGUUGGGAAUGCGAAUUAGAAUGGUACAAACGGCUGUUAUAUAAAUAAUGGGAAUGACAAGAACUAGUUACCAUAUCAAUUAGGAGAAAAUGAAGGCCAAAAAUUUAGAAAAGGCAAGAAUUUCAAUGUCAGUGGAACAACCUCCUUGAUGUAUCUUUUUGGUAAAUUGAAUGUAUGAGGUUAUGCUAUCAUUCAGAGUCUUGAGGCAUCAAUCUUGGAUCUAAUAUUUAUCACCAUAUA